Molecule: messenger RNA, 2280 nt
Organism: Verticillium nonalfalfae
Lineage: Eukaryota; Fungi; Ascomycota; Sordariomycetes; Glomerellales; Plectosphaerellaceae
Exons: 9
Coding region: 1-2280 (759 amino acids)
Source: RefSeq, a predicted model, not a curated record
AUGGCCAUCACAAAGACGAAGAGAAACAUAUCCUCCUUCUCAAAGUCCAAGAAGAAUAGCAAGGUCCCCGAAAAGGCAUUGCCUGUAACCCUGCUCUCGGGCUUCCUGGGCAGUGGGAAAACUACACUUCUCCAACAUAUUCUGAAAAGCGACCACGGCCUGAAAAUCGCCGUCAUCGUCAACGAUAUUGGAGCCAUUAACGUCGACGCGUCCCUGAUAAAGCAGACUCACAAAGUCACAAGAACAGAAGAGAAAGUUGUCGCACUACAGAAUGGCUGCAUCUGUUGCACCCUCCGAGGCGACCUCCUUGAGGAGCUAGUCAACCUCGCUGAACAGCACGCCUUUGACUACGUCAUCAUCGAAAGCAGCGGUAUUAGCGAGCCUGAGCAGGUCGCUGAGACAUUUGACAACAAGCUCGCAGACCAAAUGAGGAGUAUGGUCGAACAGGCCGAUGGACUCGAUGAAAGCACUCUCAAGGUGCUGAAGAAGCUGGCUAAAGUCGGCGGAUUGGAGAAGUUUGCCCGUCUUGAUACUGCCGUCACCGUCAUCGAUGCGUUCACCGUGUACAACGACUUCCACACCGACCAGCUUCUGUCAUCGAGGCGAGACGAUGUGGUACCUGAGGAUGAGCGCACUGUCUCCGACUUGAUGGUUGACCAGAUCGAGUUUGCCGAUGUGAUCUUGUUGAACAAGACCGACAUGGUUGAUGCCCAAACACGGGCCAGUUUGAUUGAGCUCAUCAAAAAGCUGAACCAUAGGGCAAAGAUCCUGGAGACGAGCUACGGCAAGAUCGAUGUCAAGGAGAUUGUCAACACUGGGCUGUUCAGCCUGGAGCAAGCGCAGACCGGAUACGGAUGGCUGCAGGACCUCCACGAUAUGACCGUCCGAGAGGUCAACGGAAAGAAGACUAUCACGCCCAAGCCUGAGACUGAGGAGUAUAACGUUCGGAAUUUUGUCUACUCAUCCCCGCGCCCGUUCCACCCACGGCGGUUGUGGCAACUUUUGUAUGACAAGUUCAUCCUGCAGAUGCAGCAUGAUGAAGAGGAGGAGGAACCGGAAAAGAUGGAAGUCGACCCUGAAGACGUCGUCAGCGAAGAGGAAGACGAAAUUAUGAGCAACGAAGAAGAAGGAGAAGAAGAGGACGGGCUCGACAUGCCACCUAACGAUGUCAUUCUCGCCAACAAACGAGCGCACCCCUUGUUCAGCCGCCUCUUUCGCUCCAAGGGAGAAUUCUUCCUGGCGACUCGUCCAGGCAGGGCUGGCGAGUGGUCACAAGCCGGCGCUAUGCUGACUCUCAUCGGUGGCAGGCCGUGGUUCUGCACUCUUCCCGAGGAGGAAUACCUGACUGGGGACAAGCAAAUUGAUUCUCUCGUGAAGCACGACAUUGCGAAAGGCGGUGAAUGGGGGGACAGGCGUCAGGAGCUGGUUUUCAUUGGAGAGAACCUGGACGUUGAGGCUCUCCGAGACGUCCUCGACCAGUGCACGCUGACCGGCGACGAGAUGGAAGACUGGUCUCGGGUGAUGAGGAACGGAGUGCUCAGUGAGGAGAAAAGGGCAGAGGCGCUAGAGGAUCUCUUCGAGGAUGGCUUCCCCGACUGGCCUGAUGAGAACGACGAUGAGGACCACGAAGGCCACGAUCACGGCCCGCACUUCCCCGCAUUUCCUCCAACUCUGAAUUACCAUGUGAUAUCGAAGAAUGCGGACAAUGAGCACACCCUCAGGCUCCCGAAAGGCGCCAUCAAAGCCGCCACUUGCCAGUACACGGAGAUUUUCACGAUGUUGUUCAAGCUCCCCAUCCUCCUCGGCCUCCUGGGCACAGUCGCCGCGCAGUCCGAUGCGACCCCCGCCCUCGACGAGCGAGCCGCUGGCACCGCGACUGUCGUACUGCCGCUGGCCACUGUCCUCGGCAACGUCAUGAACAAGGUCGAGUCGUUCGGCGGAAUCCCCUUUGCCGAGCCGCCCGUGGGCAGGCUCAGGCUGAAGCCUCCCCAACGCAUCGCGAGGAACCUCGGUACCUUUGACGCCACCGGACCGGCGGCGGCGUGCCCCCAGAUGGUGUCGUCGAGUGAGAGUGACAACUUUCUCUUCGACCUUCUGGGCGAGAUCGCCAACUUGCCAUUCGUGCAAAAGGUCACGGGCCAGACAGAAGACUGUUUGUCUAUUACUGUGGCCAGACCUGAGGGCACCAAAGCAGAUGCAAAGCUUCCUGUGCUCUACUGGAUCUUUGGCGGCGGGUUCCAGGUAAGAGCUCUUGAGGUGGCUCAUCACUUGUCGAUAUAA